Molecule: messenger RNA, 2039 nt
Organism: Bombus pyrosoma
Lineage: Eukaryota; Metazoa; Arthropoda; Insecta; Hymenoptera; Apidae
Exons: 5
Coding region: 1231-1929 (232 amino acids)
Cellular component (GO): extracellular matrix
Source: RefSeq, a predicted model, not a curated record
AGUUAAUAAAACUUAAAAUUCACACUUAAAAUUAGAAUACAUUUAUUUGACUUAAAUCAAACGUUAAAAAAUAAGAUAUAGAUAUUUUUCUAAAUCAAUUGUAUUAUUUAAUAGGCGAGAAGGAUAAAAGAAUGGAGCUUUUUAUUUUUUGUUUCAAGUUAGACAAUGUAUCUCUGUACGAAAUGCGCGCGCAAUGUUCUUAUACGUGGUAGAGAUAACAGCGCCAAUGAAACGGCGAAAUACGCAAUUAUAUAUCGCAAUGUUCAAUCGCAAUCGAUAUAAAUUUCUCGCGAUCGAUAUAUCAUAUUGGUGGGCAACAGAACUGUAGAAAUGUUGUUACUCUUGGACGAAAAGCACAGCAAGAAGAUUCGAGAACGGUUCAUUUAGAAAUCGUCAGGUAAAUAUAUAUAGUUUUUAGAUUUAUUUUUGUAUUGUCGAAUUCAUCUGCGAUUUAGAAUAAUGAGUAAUAUUUAGAAGAGUUAUUACAUACAUAUAUCCACCCAAUCCGAUUACUGAUGGUGGUCAAGAGUGAAUAUAUACAUAUAUAUGUACUUAUUGUAUUUCUACAUACAGUAAUUCACAAGAGUAUUGCAAUAUUCACUGUGGGAAAUAUUUAUAUAUGUUAUAUGUAUAAUGUAAAACAUUUUGCAUUAGCAUCGUAAUGAGAUAUGAUUACGUGUAUGAUAUAAAAUAUUUCGCAUUAGCAUUGUAACGAGAAAUGACCGUUUGUAUCGUAUAAAACGUUUUGCAUUAACAUUCUAUUGUGACUAUUGUGAUUAUAUUGUCAAAUUUGAGACCAAUCUGAAAAUAAACACAUAUAGAAACUACAAGAAAUUUACUGUAAACAUCAACGUAUCUAGUAGCUACGUAUCUAGUAAAAAAAAUUUGUUUCUGUAGGAUAUCAACCGAAUCUUACUCGUGUGUGUUUGUAGCCCCACCCCACCGAAUUACGUAGCUUGCAACGUGAACCUGUUGCGCGGGGGGGUUAUUCUAUUGUCGAAAAUCGAGGCGUUAAGAUGUAUCACCCGAACAUGGCGUUUGUUAACUGCGUAAUACCUUCGUCGUCAUCCUUUCACCGUUUACAUCCAGGCUACGAUUAACCUCAUUUAAUUAACGUUCGUUGAUUGCGAGAGAAACAUCGUAUUGAAACAAGAAUUGGGAGGAGUACAAAGUAUUGGGAGGACGCCAUGAUGUUUAACGAUAUUCGAUUUGCUAACUUCUCACAGAAAUAUGAUUUCUUCGAGUUUCCCCUUCUUCAGGGGAAUUUUGUGGAUCUUAUUUGAUGGGCUUCUCAAUAACUACCCUCGGGUCAUCGACAUCGAGCAGCGUUCUUCGUAUCUAAUGGUCAGUAUCGCCUUGACCAUCACGUUGGCGCUCGGCCAUCGAUCACGAGCCGGCGUGAUAUCCCUGGAAGCGGAGGCUUUACACGGACAACAGGAUCCAGUGCAGCACGGUUCACUGGCCAACUCGUACCUGCAGUUUCACGGACCCGUCGAGGGGCCAGUGUUUGAGGUGAAAGUACCGUACGCGGAGAAUCACGAGGACAGCUCGAACAAUUUGCACGGACACGAGCAACAGGAACACGGUUACGAGUUUGACUAUGUCGCGCAUCCGAAGUACGAGUUCUCGUACGGCGUCGAGGAUCAUCAGACUGGCGAUUUCCAUGCUCAGAAAGAAACGCGAGAUGGAAGCAGCGUGUCCGGCCAGUACAGCGUGAAGGAACCAGGUGGUAGCAUUCGAGUGGUCAGCUACCGCGCCGACAAGGAUGGAUUUCAUGCCGUGGUGCACACUUCCGGCAAGAACGACCACUCGGCUGAUAUCUACGUCGGUCAAGGCCAGCUUCGAGUUCACGAUCACCAAACUGCGGCGCAACAGGAACAAGACAUCCAAGAUUACGUCGCCUCGUACACUACCAACGAGGGAUAUUGAUCCUUUCGUGAUCCAUCGAUCGUUUAUCGUUUUGUACCUGUUUGUUACGCUUCGCUGUUUCAUGUUUUCACUGUACCAAAGGCUUUCAUCGUUGCUUAUCAUCCUGGAGA